AUGCAUCUUCGACCCGAUCACGCCGUACGGGACCUCCCAACCCUCCACGCCUUCAUCCGCGCCCACCCUCUCGGCGUGAUAACAACCUCCCUCCCAUCGGACAACUUUCCCACACUGCAAUGCAGCCAUAUCCCCUGGGUCCUGGACUCAGAACAGAAAGCCCAGAAUGGAUCGAAUGGAAACAGUGAAACUCCAUCACUCGGCGUACUACGCGGCCAUAUUGCCCGCGCAAACCCACAAAGCAAAGCCAUGAUCGAAGCCGUCGCCCAGUCCCAACCCGACACAACGGGACACGUUCUCCCCGGUGAAGUCUUGAUAGUAUUCACCAGCCCCAUCGACCAUUAUAUCACACCGAACUUCUACACCGAAUCCAAACCCGCCACCGGCAAGGUUGCUCCGACAUGGAAUUACGCCGCGGUCCAAGUCUACGGCCGCGCGACGAUAUACCACGAUUCGAAAGACGAGGCUACGGGCGAAUACUUGCAUCGGCAGUUAUCAGACCUCACUGUACUAGGCGAGCAAGGCGUUAUGGGUUACGGGGACGGCGCCAAGACGGCGCCGUGGAAGAUCGCCGAUGCGCCGAAAGAGUACAUCGCGACGCUCAAGAAAAAUAUUGUUGGUAUGCGGAUUGAGAUUACUCGUAUCGAGGGUCGGUUCAAGGUUAGUCAGGAACGCCCGGUGAAUGACCGUGGUGGGGUUAUUGAGGGUUUAGAGAAAAUGGAGACUGGACGGGCAAGAGAUAUGGCCGAGUACGUGAGAAGCGGUGUUAUGUCCCCGAACCGAGAGUUUUAG
Molecule: messenger RNA, 792 nt
Organism: Penicillium cinerascens
Lineage: Eukaryota; Fungi; Ascomycota; Eurotiomycetes; Eurotiales; Aspergillaceae
Product: FMN-binding negative transcriptional regulator
Exons: 1
Coding region: 1-792 (263 amino acids)
Source: RefSeq, a predicted model, not a curated record